CACCAGGUCUGGGACUCGAACCAGAGUCGACUACAUGGGAGUCCAGCGACAUAGCCAUUAGGCUAACUGCUCUUCCCAAGAGUCCGGGCAUAUUCUGAAAGUGGAGCUGACACAUUCCUUGGCAGACGGAAUAUGGAUGUGAGAGGAAAGGGGAGUUGCGAAUGGCACCACAGCCUUUGGCCUGAACAUGUGGAAAGACGGAAUUGCCUCCAACUGAGAUGGCUAAAAAAAAAAAAAAAAGGCAAGGAAGGAACAAGUUAGGUGGAAGGAUUCGAUCAGGAGCUCAGCCUGCCAUCUUGAAUCUCAAAUGCUUUAUUGGCCAUCCGAGAGGUGUCAUACAGGCAGCAUGGUAAACGAGUCUCUGAUGUAUUCCAUGAGGCGCUCAACUAAGACCAUGAGACUGAUGAGAUCCACAGGGGCAGGAGAGCGAGACCAAAGAUGGAGACUUCAGAAGUUGGGCCUGGAAAAGGACACCGAGAAGGAGCAAUUAAUGAACUUCCCGAGGGCAGCAUCGAGUGGGGCUGAAGAAGGCCGACUGACUGUUCAUACCUCGCACGGCACCUAGUGCACAGCAGGCACCAGGGUCCGCUUUGAAGAGCACAGUGACUUCACAUAGAGCUUGGAAGCUGCUUUUCCUCCCAUGCUGUAGAUCAGAUCGCGUGGCAGCCCUAGCAGGCCGCGACUCAUUUCAUACAGGAAGUAAAGCUCAGAAAGGGGUGUACCAGGCAAGAAGUGUGGGACCAUAUUGCUGACCGCAGAGGAGCUUAGCAAUUGUCGGGACAUUGCCACCAUGCAGCUAUGUGCGAACAAGCUGGACAAGAAGGACUUCUUUGGGAAAUCGGACCCCUUCCUUGUGUUCUACAGGAGCAAUGAGGACGGCACGUUCACCAUCUGCCACAAGACAGAGGUUGUGAAAAACACGCUGAAUCCUGUGUGGCAGCCCUUCAGCAUCCCUGUGCGGGCACUGUGCAACGGAGACUAUGACAGAACAGUGAAGAUCGAUGUGUACGACUGGGACCGGGAUGGAAGCCAUGAUUUCAUCGGCGAGUUCACCACCAGCUACCGGGAGCUGAGCAAGGCCCAGAACCAGUUCACGGUGUAUGAGGUUCUUAACCCUCGGAAGAAGUGUAAGAAGAAGAAAUAUGUCAACUCAGGAACUGUGACGCUGCUCUCCUUCUCCGUGGACUCCGAAUUCACUUUUGUGGAUUACAUCAAAGGAGGAACACAGCUGAACUUCACAGUAGCUAUCGACUUCACAGCUUCCAAUGGGAACCCCCUGCAGCCUACCUCCCUGCACUACAUGAGUCCCUACCAGCUCAGCGCCUAUGCCAUGGCCCUGAAGGCAGUGGGAGAGAUCAUCCAGGACUACGACAGUGACAAGCUCUUCCCAGCGUAUGGCUUCGGGGCCAAACUGCCCCCAGAGGGACGGAUCUCCCACCAGUUCCCCCUGAACAACAAUGAUGAGGACCCCAACUGUGCGGGCAUCGAGGGUGUGCUGGAGAGCUACUUCCAGAGCCUGCGCACCGUGCAGCUCUACGGACCUACCUACUUUGCUCCUGUCAUCAACCAGGUGGCCAGGGCUGCCGCCAAGAUCUCCGACGGCUCUCAGUACUACGUCCUGCUCAUCAUCACCGAUGGGGUCAUAUCCGACAUGACGCAGACCAAGGAGGCCAUCGUCAGCGCGUCCUCCCUGCCCAUGUCUAUCAUUAUUGUCGGAGUGGGACCAGCCAUGUUUGAGGCGAUGGAAGAGUUGGACGGUGACGAUGUGCGUGUGUCAUCUCGGGGACGCUACGCGGAGCGGGACAUCGUCCAGUUCGUGCCAUUCCGAGACUACGUGGACCGGUCGGGGAACCAGGUGCUGAGCAUGGCCCGCCUGGCCAAGGACGUGCUGGCUGAGAUCCCAGAACAGCUGCUGUCCUACAUGCGCACCAGGGACAUCCAGCCUCGGCCCCCACCCGCUGCCAAGUCCAGCCCGACCCCAGCUCCAGAGCAGCCCUGAGGAGUCCAUGUAGCCAACGCCCCGCAGUCUGCUCGCCUGCUCACCCGCUGCUGCUGCUGCUGCUGCUGAGAAAGCCAGAGGCACCUGGAGCCCCGGCCCUCACUGGGAGAGCCAGCUUGGAGGAUCGGUGCUGGCUGGUGCGCCCUCCACCCCUCACCCGCAGAAGGGCUGGCACCAUUGCCGCCUCCCCGCCUUCAUGCCAAUAAUAAAGCUGAUCUUUACUCCACCUGUUUCAUGGGUCU
Messenger RNA from Tupaia belangeri chinensis (Chinese tree shrew), 2241 nucleotides. RefSeq names its product copine family member 9 (gene CPNE9). Gene Ontology annotation, cellular component: plasma membrane. Gene Ontology annotation, biological process: cellular response to calcium ion. The coding region runs from base 791 to 1999 and encodes 402 amino acids. Lineage: Eukaryota; Metazoa; Chordata; Mammalia; Scandentia; Tupaiidae. The transcript is spliced from 16 exons. Gene Ontology annotation, molecular function: calcium-dependent phospholipid binding. The record is from RefSeq and is a predicted model, not a curated record.